Molecule: messenger RNA, 1551 nt
Organism: Phytophthora nicotianae INRA-310
Lineage: Eukaryota; Oomycota; Peronosporomycetes; Peronosporales; Peronosporaceae
Product: 3-deoxy-7-phosphoheptulonate synthase
Exons: 2
Coding region: 46-1473 (475 amino acids)
Biological process (GO): aromatic amino acid biosynthetic process
Molecular function (GO): 3-deoxy-7-phosphoheptulonate synthase activity
Source: RefSeq, a predicted model, not a curated record
GUGUCCGCCAAACGUCACGAGCAUUACCACCAGGAUCAGACAACUAUGACGACUCCAGAGUGGACCCCUUCAUCAUGGCGCCAAUUCCCCGCUAAGCAGCAAGCCCCGUACCCUGAUGAGAAGGCACUCAAGCAGGCUCAUGACAAGUUGAAGACGCUGCCUGGCCUAGUGUCUGUGCGUGAGAUCGAGGACUUAAAGACGCAGUUGGCGGACGUGGCGGAUGGCAAGCGCUUCUUGCUGCAGGGUGGUGACUGCGCCGAGAGGUUCCAGGAUUGUCAACCGGCGUUGAUCGAGAAGAAGCUCAAGAUCAUGAUCCAGAUGAGUCUCGUGCUGAUCUGGGGAGCGCGUAUGCCCACGGUUCGGGUAGCGCGUAUGGCUGGGCAGUUCGCCAAGCCUCGAUCCAGUGACACGGAGAUGCUGGAUGGAGAGAGGGUGACGAGCUUCAGAGGCGAAAAUAUCAAUGGAUACGAGAAGGACCAGCGCACUCCGGACCCGAACCGACUGCUGGAAGGAUAUUUCCACAGCGCAGCCACGUUGAAUUACGGUCGCGUGUUGGUGAGCUCGGGCUUUGCGGAUAUCCACGACGCCGGUAAGUGGGAUCUGGACUUCGUACAGACCUCGUCGCGCCGUGAAGAGUACCAGCACAUGGUGAACGAGAUCACGGACAGUCUCCACUUCGUGCACAUGUGUGGCGUUGCUGACUCACCGCAUCUCAAGACAGUGGAUCUCUUUGUGUCACACGAAGGUCUGGAGCUCGGAUAUGAAGAGACCAUGACGCGAAAGGUGGACGGGAAGUACUACAACGUGGGUACGGACUUCCUGUGGAUUGGCGACCGUACACGUCAACUGGAUCACGCUCAUAUCGAGUACUUCCGGGGUAUUGAGAACCCUAUUGGUAUCAAGGUUGGACCCAGUAUGGCUGUGGACGACCUGGUGCCGUUGAUCCGUAAGCUGUGGAAGGACCCGGAGGCCAAUCCGGGUAAGAUCACUCUAAUCACGCGUUACGGUUGCGAUAAGGUGUCCGAUCUACUCCCUAAACACAUCGCGGCAGUGAAAGCUGCAGGUCUCAAGGUGAUCUGGUCAUGUGACCCGUGUCACGGCAACACUAUUGUGGCUGAGAACGGCUACAAGACCAGACCGUUCGACCGCAUUUUCGGCGAGUUAGAGCAGACACUGGAGAUCCACCGUGAGGCUGGAUCGGCACUUGGUGGCGUCCACUUUGAGCUGACAGGAGAGAACGUUACUGAGUGUAUUGGAGGCCCGCAGGGUAUUGACGAAGGCGACCUACCGCUGCGCUACACGAGCUACUGCGACCCUCGGCUAAACUACUCGCAGAGCAUGGAAGUAGCCUUCCUACUGGCCAAGAAUCUGUCUGUGCAUCACGAACUAGCGCCACUGAACGAGAAGUCCAAGAACCGUAAACGCUCGAUGGAUAUCAGUGACCCGUCCAAGCGUCUCCGUGCUGAGAAGUAGAAUAGACUGGCCUUGAAUAAGGAAUAGAUGGGCACGAGAUGUGUAAGUUCAUUGUUAAGAUUGUUAUUCCUUAUGCUA